CUUUGUCUUCAUUCUCCAGUGAUGUGAGUGAAAGAGAAAGGGAAUGUUCACCAAAACAAAAGGAAAUUAAAAUGGCAUUAGGAUUGACUGAGAAUAAAGCUGAUACAAUGGAUGCAUACAAGUUGGACAAAAGUGCACAAGUCAAUCGUAUUCAAAACCAAACAAUCGAAUUCACUUCACAUACUCGACUUUACUUCCCGCAGAAUAUCAAUAUCAAAAAUUCUACGAAGGAAUUGUUGAAUGAACAUAUUGAGCAGCUCAAUUUUGUUGAAGAGUCGGACCAAUGCCGCAGUUAUAUCAAUCAAUUCAUUGCAAAUGCUACAAAUAAUCACUACGAAAAUGCAUUUAACAGCGAUUCAAUAACAUCAGAAACACUGUUUGCUUUUAUCUAUGCAGUGUAUUUCAAAGGAGAAUUUGUUGAGAAAUUCCCCAAUUUCUAUACUUUAAAGAGCAUUUUUUAUAAUCAAAACCGAAAACCGACUCAUGUCGAAAUGAUGGCGAUGAAUCUAUUAGACAUUGAAGAAGUCGAAUAUGGUAAGAUUUAUGACUUGAAUACCGAAGUCCUGAAAUUACCAUUUAAAAAUGAAGGUAUUUCAAUGUUCAUCUUAUUGCCGGUCGCCACUUCACAAUCAAUUGAGAACUUAUUAGCAAAUUUGACGCCAGAAAUUUUAUUUAAUGUGUUCUGCGGUACAUAUAAUAUACAUAGUGCCAAUUGGUAUGGUCUCCACUUUUCUUUCCCGAAGUUUGAAUUGGAUAAAUCAUCUGAAAUCAUACCGGCACUUCAACAUAUGGGAAUUCGAACCUUGUUUAACGACUCAGCAAAUUUGGGUGAUUUUGGUGAAUUUGAUUUCUCGGCAAAAAUGACAAAAUCUAAAUUUAAUGCGUUCGCACAGAUGGCAAAAAUUGAGAUUGAUCAGGAACUUACAAUUACACCUGAACAACACCGUAAAACACAUCCUAUUUCGCCGAGAAGGUGAGUCACUUUAAUAAAUGAACCUAUGAUAUGUGAUCACCCUUUUGUGUACGUCAUUCACGAUCAACAAACAAACAACAUUUUGUUUGCUGGCAUUUACCAUGGAAGUGAAAAUUGAUUUAAAAAAAUUCAAACAAGUUACAUAAUUUUCUCGAUUUUUUACGGUGUUCUGAAGACAAUUCGUUUAACAGUCAAACAUGUUCUGAUCAUUUUU
This is a messenger RNA of Contarinia nasturtii (swede midge), 1187 nucleotides long. RefSeq names its product serpin B5-like. The transcript is spliced from 6 exons. Lineage: Eukaryota; Metazoa; Arthropoda; Insecta; Diptera; Cecidomyiidae. The record is from RefSeq and is a predicted model, not a curated record. The coding region runs from base 72 to 977 and encodes 301 amino acids. Gene Ontology annotation, molecular function: serine-type endopeptidase inhibitor activity.